AUGUCUAUGAGCGAUGUUGAUCAUUUAUCAUCAGGUUUCAACCAAAAGGGUGAAGUUGUCAAGGGGAGGUACUCUAAUCAAGAAUCAAAACAAUUACGCUCUAGUUCGGGUGGCAAUCAACGCAUUCCAUCACACUGGUUUUGGGGUGACCAAAUUGCAAGAAACAGUGUGUUACUUCAUAGGCGUCCUAAUGUUGGUGGCUUAAGCGGCCUACUGACAUCCCUGUCGCAGGGACAAUAUAGGGGGCACGGCGGUCAUGCCUGCUAUUCAGUGUUGGGGGAUAAAGAAGUAAUGGCUAAGAGUGCGGAAGCCGAGGUGGAGAAAAUGAAACUUUUAGAAGAAAGGAUCAAAGCACCGUCGAUUUGGGGCAGACUUCCAUGCGGUUUACGCUUUGAAGAUCUACAAGAUAGACGUUACGAAGACGCUGUGAGAUUCUUAAAAAAACAUUUCUUACAAGAAGAGUCGCGCUUAUUAUCUCUGCCGCGCCUUUCUCGGUGUGCGCUGCGCCUUAUGGAGCGAUUACAUUUGGUCGUUAGCUCGAAUACGAGUGUCAAUGGAAUUCGGAUAACAUACAGAUCAGUGAAGUUAGUUGAAGAUACGGAAGGGGCGGAUGAGUUUGUUCACAAUGUGAGGAUAUGGAUGAAAGACAAGAUGUCCAUAGCAGCUGUGAAGGAAGGCACUGAUAAACUAGUUGGAGUUCUAAUAAUGAGGAUACAGGAAAAGAAUGCAUUUACGCGUACAUUUAGCCGCGUGAAACUUACUCACAACCCGCUGUAUACUACAAUCAUGAAGUUCUACAAUGAGGUGGAAAAUCCCGUGGACAUUUUCGAAAAACUUGGCGUCAGGAAAUAUUUUAAAGUUUACAUCCUUGCUUUGAAACAGAGGUACAGACAUAGAGGUAUAGCUAAAGAGAUGUUGAAGGCAGCGAUCCCUCUUGCAGCAAGUGCGAACGUGCCAGCAAUCGCUGGAAUAUUCACCACCGCAAGGAGUCAGCAGAUCGCCGAAGAGAUCGACUUCGAGAAACUUCACGAAAUAUACUACAUUAGAUACCUCAUCGAUGAGCAGAUUGGCUCCGCCAAGUUCUUGCUCGAUGCUUUGGAUAGGUUACAGCGGCGCGCGAUCCGCAUCAUAGGCAAUCAGGCGGUGACUAAACACCUCGAACCUCUUCAAUUACGCCGUGACGUGGUGUCACUAAGCGCGUUCUAUCGCCUGUACCACGGCGAGGUGAGGAUGGCUGGUGUGGCAGGUAGAAGUGCUGUAUCAGCUAUCUUCGCGUCUGGACUUCACCUUCACUUAACAUCAGGUGAGGUGGAGUCAUUUGUUGGACCUAUCUAUAAAAAAAAAAACAAAAACCUACGUAAAUAUAAAGUGGUGUUCUGGGACACGGGUCUUGGUAACUACAGCGCAGCACUGAUGGCAUAUCGAAUACCGGAGAUCGAGGAGGCAGUUGAGAUCAAACAACAUGGGUCCUCUAGGUUCAAUGUACAACCUUUAGAUGACGAAGAAAAAAUACCUGAAUAAUAUACUU
Chilo suppressalis (striped riceborer) is the source of this 1528-nucleotide messenger RNA. NCBI's taxonomy places the organism in Eukaryota, Metazoa, Arthropoda, Insecta, Lepidoptera, Crambidae. The record is from the annotation of a GenBank genome assembly.